AUGGAAGAAUUUUGUGCAAUUCAAGACAGAAAAAUCAGGGAUUUGGAACGCAACUGGAAAGACUUCAUUUUGGCCAAAGAGGAGUUUGUUGUAACUGUGAAAUUGAACGAGAAGAAGCUGAACGAGCAAGAGAAGAUGUGGGAACGUCGCGAAAUAGAAUUUGAGCAUAAGCAGCUGGAGAAUAAACUUGAACUCCAGGAGCUAUCGUCUAAUUUACUCAAGGAAGGACUCCAAUUAAGGGAGAGAAAUAGGCAACUGUCAGAAGAACUUGAUUCUAUGAAGAAGAAACUGGAUUUGGUUAACGGUGAGCUUGAACAAGAAAAGGAAAAAAACCAAACAGAACAAGGAUUAUUCAAGAAAAGAAUGAAAGAUAUAUCACUUAAUGAAACACAGGUUGAGGUAAUGGAAGAUCGGUUCAAAUUUCAAGUGCUUGAGGAAACAAAGAAUCAACUGAAAACUAUUGGUAAUGCCCCUGAAAAGACUGAGGCUAUUGACAAUGUCGAAGUGGAUAGAUUUUAUACGACCUCUACUGAUUCUGCUGAUAUAAAACUUGUUCUGACAAUGACUGGGAAGGCUUUACAGAUAUUCUUAAAUGAGCACGAGAAGAAGCCAGAUUCAAUGUCUGAUGAUGUUUUUAGGUCCCUUCAUUCGUCUCCCAACCCUGCAAUGUUGGUGCUUGAUGCAAUGGAAGGGUUCUAUCCUCCCCACUUGACGAUGAUGAAGGGAGAUACAGAGUUUGAGGGCACUGUUGUCAGGAAGACCUGCAUUCUUCUGUUAGAGCAGUUAAUUAGAUUCUCACCGAAGAUUCAACCUACUGUCCGUAAGAGAGCAAUGGAACUAGCAAGAAAUAUGGUAAAAGGAUCAGGUCUUGUACUUAAUCAGAUGGAUAUUGAUGAUCAAUUAGAUUUUGUCUUGGCAAUCUCAUGCACAUAG
Molecule: messenger RNA, 933 nt
Organism: Solanum pennellii
Lineage: Eukaryota; Viridiplantae; Streptophyta; Magnoliopsida; Solanales; Solanaceae
Product: FRIGIDA-like protein 3
Exons: 2
Coding region: 1-933 (310 amino acids)
Source: RefSeq, a predicted model, not a curated record